Messenger RNA from Artibeus jamaicensis (Jamaican fruit-eating bat), 7312 nucleotides. It is a transcript of the gene DGKD, whose product is annotated as diacylglycerol kinase delta. Gene Ontology annotation, molecular function: ATP-dependent diacylglycerol kinase activity; protein heterodimerization activity; protein homodimerization activity. The record is from RefSeq and is a predicted model, not a curated record. The coding region runs from base 9 to 3689 and encodes 1226 amino acids. The transcript is spliced from 30 exons. Gene Ontology annotation, biological process: diacylglycerol metabolic process; intracellular signal transduction; lipid phosphorylation. Lineage: Eukaryota; Metazoa; Chordata; Mammalia; Chiroptera; Phyllostomidae.
CCGCCCCCAUGCUGUGCGCGCGCUGGCCCGGCAGCAUGGCGGCGGCGGUGGGCGUCCCUCAGCCGGGUCCACCGCAGCCGCCUCCGCCGCCGCCGCCCGAGGAGUCGUCGGACAGCGAGCCGGAGGCGGAGCCCGGCUCCCCUCAGAAGCUCAUCCGCAAAGUGUCCACUUCGGGUCAGAUUCGUCAGAAGACCGUCAUCAAAGAGGGGAUGCUGACCAAACAGAACAAUUCAUUCCAGAGGUCCAAAAGGAGAUACUUUAAGCUGCGAGGGCGAACACUGUACUAUGCAAAGACCGCAAAGUCAAUCAUAUUUGAUGAGGUGGACCUGACAGAUGCCAGCGUGGCUGAAUCCAGCACCAAAAACGUCAACAACAGUUUUACGGUCAUCACUCCAUGCAGGAAACUCAUCUUAUGUGCAGAUAACAGGAAAGAAAUGGAAGAUUGGAUUGCAGCUCUGAAGACUGUCCAGAAUCGGGAACAUUUUGAGCCGACCCAGUACAGCAUGGACCACUUCUCAGGGAUGCACAACUGGUACGCCUGCUCCCACGCGAGGCCGACCUACUGCAACGUGUGUCGUGAGGCCCUGUCUGGGGUCACGUCCCAUGGACUGUCCUGUGAAGUGUGCAAGUUCAAGGCCCACAAACGGUGUGCUGUGCGUGCAACCAAUAACUGCAAGUGGACCACGCUGGCCUCCAUUGGGAAGGACAUCAUCGAGGACGAGGAUGGGAUUGCCAUGCCUCACCAGUGGCUGGAAGGAAACCUGCCUGUGAGUGCCAAGUGCACGGUGUGUGAUAAGACCUGCGGCAGCGUGCUGCGCCUGCAAGACUGGCGCUGCCUGUGGUGCAAGGCCAUGGUGCACACAGCUUGUAAGGAAUCCUUAGUGACCAAGUGCCCACUGGGCCUGUGCAAAGUGUCGGUCAUCCCUCCCACGGCUCUCAACAGCAUUGAUUCUGAUGGCUUCUGGAAGGCCACGUGUCCUCCGUCCUGCACCAGCCCCCUGUUGGUCUUUGUCAAUUCAAAAAGUGGGGACAACCAGGGCGUGAAGUUCCUCAGAAGGUUCAAACAGCUGCUGAACCCUGCCCAGGUCUUUGACCUGAUGAACGGGGGACCACACCUCGGCUUACGCUUAUUCCAGAAGUUUGACACAUUCCGGAUCCUGGUGUGUGGUGGGGAUGGCAGUGUGGGCUGGGUCCUCUCCGAAAUCGACAGCCUCAACCUCCACAAACAGUGUCAGCUGGGCGUGCUUCCCCUGGGCACAGGGAAUGACCUGGCGCGCGUGUUAGGCUGGGGCUCAGCCUGUGACGACGACACUCAGCUCCCUCAGAUCCUGGAGAAGCUGGAGAGAGCCAGCACCAAGAUGCUGGACAGGUGGAGCGUCAUGGCCUACGAGACCAAGCUGCCCCGGCAGGCCUCCUCCUCUGCUGCUGGCACGGGCACCGAGGACCUCAGUGAGGGCUCUGAGGUGCAGCAAAUUCUCUUCUAUGAAGACUCGGUUGCAGCCCAUCUUUCUAAAAUCCUGACCUCCGACCAGCACUCGGUGGUGAUCUCAUCGGCCAAAGUGCUCUGUGAGACGGUGAAGGACUUUGUGGCUCGAGUGGGAAAGGCCUACGAGAAGACGACCGAGAGCUCAGAGGAGUCGGAGGUCAUGGCCAAGAAGUGCUCUGUCCUGAAAGAGAAGCUGGACUCUCUCCUGAAGACCCUGGAUGACGAGUCCCAGGCCUCAUCCUCUCUGCCCACCCCGCCGCCCACCAUUGCCGAGGAGGCGGAAGAUGGGGAUGGGCUGGGCAGCGGCUGUGGCUUGACCGCGGACCGCGCAGUGGGGUCAGCGUGCCCAGCCCGGCCGCAGAUAUUCCGGCCUCGGGAACAGCUCAUGCUGCGGGCCAACAGCCUGAAGAAGGCGAUCCGUCAGAUCAUAGAGCACACCGAGAAAGCUGUCGAUGAGCAGAACGCCCAGACCCAGGAACAGGAGAGGGUCGUCUUAGGCCUCCCCGAGGCGGAGGAGAAAAAGGACCUGAGGUCGGACGACAGGCUAUGCCACAGCGAGAGCUUCGGGGUUGCCAAGCACAGGAGCCUCCGCAAAGUGUCCAAGUCCCCGUGUGAGAAGCUGAUAAGCAAAGGAAGUUUGUCACUGGGCAGUUCUGCCUCUCUCCCCACCCAGUCAGGAACCCGGGAUGGCCUGCCCGUGCUGAGCACGAAGAUCCUGUUCCCGAAUGUUCGUGCCGGGAUGUCUGGUUCCUUGCCUGGUGGCUCGGUCAUCAGUCGCUUGUUAAUAAAUGCUGACCCCUUCAACUCUGAGCCAGAAAACCUGGAGUAUUACACGGAGAAGUGUGUCAUGAACAAUUACUUUGGCAUCGGCCUGGAUGCGAAGAUAUCCCUGGAUUUCAACAACAAGCGGGACGAGCACCCCGAGAAGUGCAGGAGUCGGACCAAGAACAUGAUGUGGUAUGGCGUUCUCGGGACCAAAGAGUUGCUGCACAGAACCUACAAGAACCUGGAGCAGAAGGUCCUGCUGGAGUGUGACGGGAGGCCCAUCCCGCUCCCCAGUCUGCAGGGUAUUGCUGUCCUCAACAUUCCCAGCUAUGCCGGAGGGACCAACUUCUGGGGGGGCACCAAGGAAGAUGAUACUUUUGCAGCCCCGUCGUUCGAUGACAAGAUCUUGGAGGUGGUCGCCGUGUUUGGCAGUAUGCAGAUGGCUGUCUCUCGGGUCAUUAAGCUGCAGCAUCACCGAAUCGCCCAGUGUCGCACAGUGAAGAUCUCCAUCCUGGGGGACGAGGGUGUACCAGUGCAGGUGGACGGAGAGGCCUGGAUCCAGCCUCCAGGAUACAUCCGCAUCAUCCACAAGAACCGGGCGCAGAUGCUCACCCGAGACCGGGCAUUUGAGAACACGCUGAAGUCCUGGGAAGACAAGCAGAAGUGUGAACUGCCUCGCCCGCCAUCCUUCUCCCUGCACCCGGAGAUCCUGUCCGAGGAAGAGGCCACCCAGAUGGACCAGUUUGGGCAGGCAGCGGGGGCCCUCAUCCACAGCAUCCGGGAGAUAGCUCAGUCCCACCGAGACAUGGAGCAGGAGCUCGCCCACGCCGUCAACGCCAGCUCCAAGUCCAUGGACCGCGUGUACAGCAAGCCCAGAACUGCGGAGGGGCUGACUUGCGGCUUUGUCCUGGAGAUGGUCAGUAACAUGAAGGCCCUGCGCAGCGAGACGGAGCUGCUGCUGGCUGGGAAGAUGGCCCUGCAGUUGGACCCCCCCCAAAAGGAGAGGCUGGGGACUGCUCUCGCAGAGAUGGACCAACAGCUCAGGAAGCUGGCGGACACCCCCUGGCUGUGCCAGCUCAUGGAGCCCAGCGAUGAAGAGAAUGUGACCUCGGAUCUUGCCAAACGCAGCCGCAGUGGGAAGUUCCGCCUGGUGACCAAGUUCAAGAAGGAGAAGAACAGCAAGAACAGAGAUGCCCACAGCAGCCUGGGAGCACCGGUGCACCUCUGGGGGACAGAGGAGGUUGCUGCCUGGCUGGAGCACCUCAGUCUCUGUGAGUAUAAGGACAUCUUCACCCGGCACGACAUCCGGGGCUCUGAGCUCCUACACCUGGAGCGGAGGGACCUCAAGGACCUCGGCGUGACGAAGGUGGGCCAUGUGAAGAGGAUCCUGUGUGGCAUCAAGGAGCUGAGCCGAGGCCCCCCGGCCGCCGAGGCCUAGCCUCCGCCCUCUCAGCCUGCGUCCUCCACGCGUGCGACUAAGGGCAUGAGCGUGUGGCCCGGGGCCCUUCACAUGGUGCUACUUCUUUGCCCUGCGCUCGGGACAGGAAGCCUCUCAGCCCCCCUGCCCGGCCAGCUCCGGGGUCUGGGACUCACCAACACAGCUACCUUUGGACACGCGGCUUCCCAGCCCGGCGGCGUGCGGGUGACUGGGCCGACACCGCCGUGCCCUGGGCUCCGGUCUGUGUGCCCUCCGUGUGCGCCUCCAGUCCUGUCCGGUUCAGUCCGACGGGAAGGGAAGGGGGACUCGCUCCUCCUGGAGCCCGUGAAGUGGCAGCCGCGUCCCCGGGCUGGGGAGCACCGCCCACGUGUCUCAGUCCUUCCUGAGCAGCAGGCAUAGGGUGCGGUGCCUCUGAGUGCGGCCCGGGGCCAGUGGCCCCCUGUGACAAAGGCCGUGUUUGCGCUGGGCCAGGAUUGCCUUGGAGACGGUGUCCAUUCUGCUGGACAACAAGCUGCUGCCCCAGCAGAGUGGCCAUGGGUGGGCAGCCUGGGUUGGCCCGAGGGCCCCAGGUCCCUGGAGGUGUCGGCACACCUCUCGCCAAGUUGUCACUGCCUUUGACUGUGCCCUUUGCUGCCCUUCCAGAGUCAGCCAGGCCUCACAGGGCUCUUGUCCAGCCUGGAAAGGGGGUUUUGUAACCCCACCCCAACCCUUGGGUGAACCCCCAAGGGGAGGGCUGACCGAGUGAGGGGCUGGGCAGGAAGCGUUGGGGCGGUGUCACCCGCAGGGCCUCCUGGGGACUUAGAGCUGAACAGCGUUUACCUGCCAUUAGCUUUGCAGAUACCGCCCACCAUCAGCUCCUCUGCCCAGCGUGCCUCCGUGGGUCCCCUCCUGGGGCCUGGCUGGGCGCUUCCCGGGUGGUCCUUCUGGGUGGCCAUGUGGGGGGACCCGCACUGCGCACAUGCCCUCGGCUGCCUGCUGGAGGGGAGACCGGGCAGCUGUGAGUGACCUUCCUUGCCUGGGACUCUCUUCCCACCAGAAGAGCUGUCGUAGGCGGGGGAGGUGAAGAGAGAGUCUGGCCCCCGGGAGUCACCGACUUCAAAGGAGAGGUCACAGGGUCCCAGAGGGCGGCUGCCCUGUUGGAGGUGGGGCGCCUGGGCCCUGAGGUCCCCAGGGCCUCCAGACGGGACAGGCCGGAGCUCCGUGAGCAGGUGCAGGGGAGCUGCCCUGGGGCCUCCUGGGGCCUCAGCGCCUGCCCUUGGCAGAGGCUGAAGUUUGGGUCAAGCCUGGGGUUGACAUCAGUGUGCUGUCAGUGACUGAGGCAGCACUGUUUACGUGUAAAAGCCAUUUUCUAAUUCUCCUUAGUUAGAAGCAAGAGAAGUGGACGUGACUUGAUGAAAGUGCACUGGUGAGGGGCCGGCGCCCCCGCCUCGUGGUGUCUUUGUUGCUGCACCUGGGGCUGCUCCCCCGCCCGCCCCAGCACCGCUGCUGUGUCCGGAGGGUGGGGGGGGGGGCACCUCACGGUCCUGUCAGUGUGUCAGAGGGAGGAAGGCUCCCCGGAGAGUCUUGGAGAAAGGUGUGUACCCUCGGGUGGGGCUCACCCUCGUAUUUAUGACCCUAAUUUAUACCGUGCCCACCGUGGAAGCAAACGCCUCCCGCGUUGCUGUGUACAUAGUGCGCCUGGGGCUGCACAGAGGCCGUGUAAAUAAAACGGGCCGUUUUGGAUCCCCCGUCGGGCUCUUGUCCUCAUUCGUGUGCUUCGACAUGAAGUGUGGGUCACCCACGUCCUCCCAAACUGGACUCAGAAUCAUGUUUCUCAGUUGCUCUAAAAAUAAGUUGAAUUGUGGUGGCUGAAAAGCAGAAGAGAAUGCCGCCGUAGUUCUUAGGGCCUGGGUCCUAAAAUCUGCUGGGCGAGAAGCUCAGCGAGGAGGUGGGGCCCCGGGAGAGAGGAGGUCCGUCCCCCGGUUAGUCCCGGCAGCCUCAGCCCAGCCGCUCUCCGAGGGAAGGUCAUUUUAGCCAAUAUUCUAACCUAAAUCUGUAUAAAACUGCAGGCUGGCGGCCCUCCUCUCUCUGUUUACUCGUAGUACCUUUAUUCCAAGGUCACUUGAACUGUCACCCCCCAGUUCCUUGGGGUGAGCAGUGAGGACGGGGACUGUGGGCCCGAAAAUCGGGCUGGCUGGGUGCAGGAGGGCUGUGUGCUUCGGAUGUGGAGGUUGCCUCCCCAGCAGGUCUUUGUCGCCUUCCUUGCUUAGCAGAGCCCAGUUUCACCCUGAUGUACGUCUUCCUCCCAGGUGGCCACCCAGGAGUGGGCCUCACGGCUAUCAGGUGGCUGCCACCAAUCCGGGCAUCACAUUCAAACUUCACCAUGCCCAGUAUAAGGUGUGUGUGAGCAGGUGAUUGUCUAUUCUGUGUGUCUCUGUUUUUCAGUUCUCACCUGAGGACACGCUUAUUGAUUUCAGAGGGCAGGGAAGGGGGAGAGAGAGGAGAAACGUCCAUCAGUCCUUGUAUGGGCCUCGACCCAGGACCAGACUCACAACCUUUGUUUACAGGAUGAUGCUCCAGCCCAAUGAGCUGCAGCAGCCUGGGCUUCUGCAUCCCUUUUUAAGAUCAGAGGAACCUUGUCAGAAGCCCUGGCCUUUGCAGACCUCCCCUCACUUCUCAGUGUCAAGAAUGGGGUCACAUACCCAUGACCGAGUCACGGGAGGGGAUGGGGCCUUGCCGACAGUGGCCAACGGUGGUGCUGGUGGCGAGCAUGUUUAUAAGUGGUUAAUGUACUAAUCCCGCCUCCAGGUGGGCAUCUGCACCUUGCAGGUGAGGACAUGGUGCAGAGGUUCUCCGCUUGCCCUGUGUUGUACAGUCAGCACGUGCGGAGGUGGGGUCACAGGGCAGCUGGGCACCCACCUCGUGCCUUAGAGUGCUGUGACCCAGGCCUGACACCAUGCCCAGGCCACACGACAGGUGGGGCCACAGGAGCCCGGGCUUCCAGGGAGUGCAGUGUGGGCUCAGGCAGCCACCAGCCUCCACACCUGCCGGGGAGGCCAGCUGCCAGCCCGAGAGGGGAGGGUCCGUGCUUGGGGUGAUUGCAGGGGUCAUGGUGCCGUUUCCUGCGGAGAACCCAUCCGCCCCGCACACAGGUAAGUUCUCCGAGCACUUCACACUGGGUCUGGUCUGGUGACAGGGGUGGUCAUGACUUGGCACAGACGAGGCUGCUUUAAUAAGGAGACCCCCAGUGUCAUGGCUCCCACAGAAUAAGGCGUAUGUUUGUCCCAGAACAACCCAGGGCUGUUGUGUGUCAGGCGCUGAGGGACUCUCUGUGUGGCCAAGGGGGCUUGGGUCGCCCCUUCCUGCUGGGUCGGCUGGUGGCCUGGAGCAGCGAGUAGAGGUUUCCUGAGUCUGCCGGGGGCAGCAGGGCUGGAAACAAAAACUCACCGGAAGGACCUGGCCUCACCUGGCUGAAAAGGAGGCUGGGAGAUGCCACCUGGCCCCAAGUAAGGAGGGGACAGCCAGGGGCUGUCCCUGCUGUAGUCCCCAGGGGUUUGAAGUCCCCUUAUGGGAAAAUGGUGGGUUAGCCAAAAAGUCCCUUCCUUUUUUUCAUAAAAUAAAGACAUUUUCAUUUUCAUCAGUGA